AUGGAUUCCUUUGUUCCAUCAAAUGUUCCAGUUGUUCUCAUCACAGGUUUUGGUCCAUUUCGAUCAGUGCUUCAGAAUCCAAGUUGGCAAGUAGCUAAAGCAUUAAAAAUGUAUCUAGAAUGGAAAUGUCCAAUACAUAUUAUUCUUGAAGAAAUCCAUGUUACAUAUGAUGAUGUAUCAACUAGAAUACCUGAUUAUUGGCUAAAAUAUAAUCCAACAUUAGUCAUUCAUAUUGGUGUAGCAGUUGGAGCAAAAGAAGUUCAAAUCGAACGAUGUGCAUGUAAUGAUGAUUAUUGUUAUAAAGAUAAUAAUGGCUGUUUACCAGAAGCCGGACGAUGUGUUAAAAGAGAUGCACCAGAAACUUUAACAACACAUCUUCCAAUUGAUGAUAUUUGUGCUCAAGUACAACGUCGAACAAAUAUACCGGUGAUAGUUUCCGAUGAUGCCGGAAGAUUUUUAUGUGAAUUUAUUUAUUAUCAGUCAUUAUUCAUUGAUCCAAAACGAACAGUUUUUAUUCAUAUACCUGAAUUAGAUGAAAAUUAUAGAGUUGAAAAUUUAGCUGAAACAAUUCAAUUAAUUAUUUAUGAAUUACUUCGUUAUGUUGAUCCAUUACCAAGUUUAAAUCAAGAUGGAAAUUAUUUAAUAAAUUCUAAUAUGCGAAAAAAUUUAGACGCAUGUGAAAUGAAAAAUUAA
Messenger RNA from Rotaria sp. Silwood2, 693 nucleotides. NCBI's taxonomy places the organism in Eukaryota, Metazoa, Rotifera, Eurotatoria, Philodinida, Philodinidae. The record is from the annotation of a GenBank genome assembly.